Molecule: messenger RNA, 6279 nt
Organism: Psammomys obesus (fat sand rat)
Lineage: Eukaryota; Metazoa; Chordata; Mammalia; Rodentia; Muridae
Gene: Sema6d
Product: semaphorin 6D
Exons: 22
Coding region: 572-3832 (1086 amino acids)
Biological process (GO): semaphorin-plexin signaling pathway; neural crest cell migration; negative regulation of axon extension involved in axon guidance
Molecular function (GO): semaphorin receptor binding; chemorepellent activity
Source: RefSeq, a predicted model, not a curated record
ACGCCGGGCGGGCGGCGGAGUAACCGGUGAAGUGUCAAAGAGGCAGGAGUGGAGGGCUGCGGGGGUGACAGGGUGUGGUCUGCCUGGAGCGGGCGACGCGAGAGAGCGGGGCAGAGGCCCGGGGCUGCGGAUGGUGCCGGGUGCGGUGAACAGCGCGCAGCCGAGCAGCGGCGAGGGUGUCCCGGGCUCGCCAAGUGCCCAGCUCCAAGCUGCGCCAGCGCCCUAGCGGACUGCGGGGCCCGGACACCUGCGAGUGAGGAGCAAGUGGCGCUCAGCCUCCCCGGCAAGUGCUAGAAGAACAACAAACCAUCAGGAAUAAAAAGUACCUUGGAAACCAGAGGCCAUCCCUAGACAUCAACAAAGGAAACAGCAGGAAUCAAAGGAGGAAAAGGCCGUAUCCACCUGGAGGAUCUCCAACCUGAGCAGAUGCCAGUUGACAUGGGAACUCUGAGGCCAGCAAUUUAAGGAUUUUCACAUUUGCUUGCAGCGGUUCUGCCAAGACAGAAUAAUCUCCAAGGUAGCUAAGUGGUGUUUGUGAGGAGGGGGAGCUCAGAUUUCUUCUUGGCCAACCAUGAGGUUCUUUCUGCUCUGGUUCUGCGUGCUGUUCCUUGUGGUCUCCAGGUUACGGGCGGUCAGCUUCCCUGAAGACGAUGAGCCCCUUAACACUGUUGACUACCACUAUUCAAGGCAAUAUCCGGUUUUUAGAGGACGCCCUUCAGGCAAUGAAUCGCAGCAUAGGCUGGACUUUCAGCUGAUGUUGAAAAUUCGAGACACACUUUAUAUUGCUGGCAGGGAUCAAGUCUAUACAGUGAACUUAAAUGAAAUCCCCAAAACAGAGGUCAUACCAAGCAAGAAGCUGACAUGGAGGUCCAGACAACAGGACCGAGAGAACUGUGCUAUGAAAGGCAAACAUAAAGAUGAAUGUCACAAUUUCAUCAAAGUGUUUGUCCCAAGAAAUGAUGAGAUGGUUUUUGUGUGCGGUACCAAUGCUUUCAACCCGAUGUGUAGGUACUAUAGGUUGAGUACCUUAGAGUAUGAUGGGGAAGAAAUUAGCGGCCUGGCACGAUGCCCAUUUGAUGCCAGACAAACCAAUGUUGCCCUCUUUGCUGAUGGGAAAUUAUAUUCUGCCACAGUGGCUGAUUUCCUAGCCAGCGACGCCGUCAUUUACAGAAGCAUGGGCGAUGGAUCGGCCCUUCGCACAAUAAAGUAUGAUUCCAAAUGGAUCAAAGAACCACACUUUCUUCAUGCCAUAGAAUAUGGAAACUAUGUCUAUUUCUUCUUCAGAGAAAUCGCCGUGGAACAUAAUAACUUAGGCAAGGCUGUGUAUUCCCGCGUGGCUCGAAUUUGUAAGAACGAUAUGGGUGGCUCACAGCGGGUCCUUGAGAAACACUGGACUUCCUUCCUAAAGGCCCGACUUAACUGCUCUGUCCCCGGAGAUUCCUUUUUCUACUUCGAUGUUCUGCAGUCCAUCACAGACAUAAUCCAAAUCAACGGCAUCCCCACCGUGAUUGGGGUCUUCACCACGCAGCUCAACAGCAUUCCCGGUUCCGCAGUCUGUGCCUUUAGUAUGGACGACAUUGAGAAGGUGUUCAAAGGGCGGUUCAAAGAACAGAAAACCCCAGACUCUGUUUGGACGGCAGUUCCUGAAGACAAAGUGCCAAAACCAAGGCCUGGCUGUUGUGCGAAGCACGGCCUCGCGGAAGCUUACAAAACCUCCAUCGACUUUCCGGAUGAGACCCUGGCUUUCAUCAAAUCCCACCCCCUGAUGGACGCUGCUGUUCCCCCCAUCGCUGAUGAGCCCUGGUUCACAAAGACACGGGUCAGGUACAGGCUGACGGCCAUCGAAGUGGAUCAUUUGGCAGGGCCCUACCAGAACUACACAGUCAUCUUUGUUGGCUCCGAAGCUGGCGUGGUGCUUAAAGUUUUGGCAAAGACCAGUCCUUUCUCUUUGAAUGACAGUGUGUUGCUUGAAGAGAUUGAAGCUUAUAACCAAGCCAAGUGCAGCGCAGAGAGUGAGGAGGACAGAAAGGUCGUCUCGUUACAGUUGGACAAAGAUCACCAUGCUUUAUACGUGGCCUUCUCUAGCUGCGUCGUCCGCAUCCCCCUCAGCCGCUGUGAGCGCUAUGGGUCCUGUAAAAAGUCUUGCAUUGCAUCACGUGACCCGUACUGUGGUUGGUUGAGCCAGGGAGUUUGCGAGAGAGUGACUCUUGGGAUGCUGCUGUUAACCGAAGACUUCUUUGCUUUCCAUAACCACAGCGCUGGAGGAUACGAGCAAGACACAGAGUACGGCAACACAGCCCACCUAGGGGACUGCCACGAAAGUUUGCCUACUUCAACUACACCAGAUUACAAAAUAUUUGGCGGUCCAACAUCUGACAUGGAGGUACCCUCAUCUUCUGUGGCCACUCUGGCAAGUAGCCCAGAAAUUACAUCUAAAGUGAUUGAUACCCGGAGACCUAAACUGACGAGCUCCCGGAAAUUUGUAGUUCAAGAUGACCCAAACACUUCUGAUUUUACUGAUACUAUAUCAGGUAUCCCAAAGGGUGUUCGGUGGGAAGUUCAGUCAGGGGACUCCAACCAGAUGGUCCAUAUGAAUGUCCUCAUCACAUGCGUGUUCGCAGCCUUUGUGCUGGGUGCAUUCAUUGCAGGAGUGGCUGUGUACUGCUACCGUGACAUGUUUGUCCGGAAGAACAGGAAGAUCCAUAAAGAUGCCGAAUCGGCCCAGUCGUGCACAGACUCCAGCGGGAGCUUCGCCAAGCUCAACGGUCUCUUUGACAGUCCCGUCAAGGAGUAUCAGCAGAACAUCGAUUCUCCUAAACUCUACAGCAACCUGCUGACCAGUCGGAAGGAGCUGCCCCCCAGCACAGAUACCAAAUCCAUGGUCAUGGACCAUCGAGGCCAGCCUCCAGAGCUGGCUGCGCUCCCCACACCGGAAUCCACACCCGUACUCCACCAGAAGACCCUGCAGGCCAUGAAGAGCCACUCUGACAAGGCCCAUGGCCAUGGUGCUUCAAGGAAAGAACAUCCCCAGUUCUUUCCUUCUAGUCCUCCACCCCACUCCCCGUUAAGCCACGGGCAUAUCCCCAGUGCCAUUGUUCUUCCAAAUGCCACUCAUGACUACAACACAUCAUUCUCAAACUCCAAUGCUCACAAAGCCGAAAAGAAGCUUCAGAGCAUGGAUCACCCUCUUAUGAAGUCGUCCAGCAAGAGGGAGCACCGGCGUUCUGUAGAUUCCAGAAAUACCCUCAAUGAUCUCUUGAAGCAUCUAAAUGACCCAAACAGUAACCCCAAAGCCAUCAUGGGAGAAAUCCAUAUGGCCCAUCAGACCCUCAUGCUGGACCCAGUGGGCCCUAUGUCUGAGGUCCCACCCAAGGUCCCCAACCGGGAGGCAUCUCUGUACUCCCCUCCCUCCACACUCCCCAGAAAUAGUCCAACCAAGAGAGUCGAUGUCCCCACCACUCCUGGGGUCCCAAUGACUUCUCUGGAAAGACAAAGGGGUUAUCACAAAAACUCCUCGCAGAGGCACUCUAUAUCUGCUGUGCCCAAAAACUUAAACUCACCCAAUGGUGUUUUAUUAUCCAGACAGCCGAGUAUGAACCGUGGGGGAUAUACGGCCACCCCCACAGGGGGGAAGGUGGACUAUAUUCAGGGGACACCAGUGAGUGUCCAUCUGCAGCCCUCCCUCUCCAGACAGAGCAGUUACACCAGUAACGGCACCCUCCCGAGGACGGGACUAAAGAGGACACCAUCCUUAAAACCUGACGUGCCGCCAAAGCCUUCCUUUGUUCCUCAGACCACAUCCGUCAGACCACUGAACAAAUACACUUACUAGGGCCUCAAGUGUGCUAUCCCCGUGUGGCUUUAUCCUGUCCCUGCUGUUGAAAGGAAGCUGUGAGGGUACCUUAAGACAAGAUACCUGCUUGUAUUUUAGGAGAGACAAGUAGCCAAAGAAACUCUGUAACUUUGGUAACAUCAGAACUUGGCAGAUGGAGCUACCCCAGCAAGGCUUCUGUGUGCUUGCCUGAAUCAAAGGGAGGUGCUGGUCAUUCCAUUUCUUUUGUUUGGAGCUGAAGGGGUGUGUAGCCCGGAAGGGUUCCCUUCAGCAGCGUAAAGAGUUGAUACAGUACUCAGAAGACUGAACAAAUACUUGAAAAUGGGUUCAAUUUAGACUGCCAUUAUUGUGGUCUUCCCAUUAAAUGUGAACAUUUUAAUAUGUAUGCAUUCACCUUGCCUCUUGCACAAAUGUCAAAAUGGAAAGAUGGGAAUGUCUCAGAACAAAACGAGCUUGUAGAUUACCAAGGAGUUUGCUAAAAAUUCAAUCUUUGACCCAAACUGUAGCAGUUUUUUUCAUGUGUGGCACUGUUCCUUUUUUUUUUUUAUUGCCACCAACAAACUGUGUUAAGAGAUGUGUAUGUGUGUGUAUGUGUGUGUGUGUGUGUGAGAGAGAGAGAGAGAGAGAGAGAGAGAGAGAGAUGUACCCAUUAGGAUUUAUUUAGGUGCCCAUUGCAUCUUUUUAUACUAUGGAGUUGUUUACACUAAGCAUGACUGAAAAAGAACUAACUUCCUCCCACCAGUCCAUUGUGUUCAGCUCCAAUAAAGGAAUAGUCAAGGCUUCUUUGACCGUCAACUGAGUAACGUAACCUAUGUGGUACCCAAUGUCAGAACAUUUUAAGAGUUAUAAGUAACUUUGUGCUGCUAUCUCAUCAGAACUUCUGUUCCAGCCUUGCCAGCUUAAGAAGUUAGAGAAAUUAAGAGAUAUCCUUGAUGUAUCUACCAGUAUUCAGUAGUAAUUUACCUGUCCACUGUGAAUCAAAGCCUGAGGCACGCUAUUUAACCUUGGACACACAAGUGUUUUUCUUUUUCUUUCUUUUUUUUAUUUUUUGACUGUAUUGUUUUAUUUAAUUUCCCACAUAGUACAAAUUUUCUUCUGUCAACCCUUCCUGCCCGCCCCCUCAAGGCAAGAGAAAAACACAACAGAGGACAAAAGAAAGAGAAGAGGAAUUACAAUAGGCUUAGCAGGGGAAGGUCUGAACAGCUGUCAGUGGUGGUGCCGUCUAGGCCUGCUCUCUGAGGACUCUUCCCUCGAGUCACGCAGGCAAUGACAGUGAACUGUAAGUAUCACAUGUGAGUUUACCUGAAUCUGUGCAUUUUGUGCCUUAUUCACGAGAGUGGUAGAGGUUCUGCAAUAGGUCGAGGAUUUCCACUAGAGCGCAUCAUUUCCCAUGUGCCAGUUGUAAAUGUUUUUCAGCCAGCACCUGAAGACUUCUCACAGUCAUACAGCAACCUAGAGCGAUUUGUUGAACAACCCUCCCCCCUUCACCCCCAGGAUCAGAAGCAGCAUCCGCCCUUGCCGUGAUAAACAUUCCACCCCUGCUCUUCUGAUAAUGCGAAGUGAGAUGAGGGUUCCCAGGGAACGUGGCACCUGCGGAAACCAUGCCUAGGGUCAUUUCUCCGUAGCUUGGCAGGGCCCACUGAUGGCUGAUGGUGUGUAGCCUAACACCAACUUUGGUUAACCCAUGCACAUCGCCCAGUCAUUGACCCAGCCUACUCUAGAAAGUACCACAGCCAGGGAAGGCUCCUGACCCAGCCAGGUAAAGUUCAAGUGAGACCUUGGGACAAUGACUAUGGUAUGUGUUGCUUGCGGGAGGAUGGGGUGCGAACCACCAGAUAAUUUUUUAUACAGAAUGUAGAGUACCGAUGCACUUGGUCUUUUCCUUCAAGAACUUUCUUUUCUAUGGGAAAAAAAAAAAAUGAUUCCCCGCGAUCUCUUGGAAGCUCAAAAGCUGAAACCCCUGUUUUCAAACCACUUCAGCUUUGCAACUAAAAUAUUACAGUUUAAUCAAUUAAACCAACCAACAGUAAGCACUACGCAUCUGCCACCAAGAGCGGGUUUGCAUUUACCUUACCAAUAUUAACCCCAGCGUGGUAACUCUGUGUGACCCCCAUAACAUGUUAUAACAUUGUGCUGCCUUAGAGUCUGUACUGUGAGUUCUAUCAGUAUUUAUGUUGAAAUUUCUAACAUGGAUUCUAGUCUCUGUUAAUUUAAUUUUAAAUGCUUUAUCCAUUUGUGCAAAGGUAAACACAGAUUGUAUCUUUUUUAAUGGUACGGCAUAAAAAAAAAAAAAAAUAACCCUAAAGUGAAGUGGCUCUAUACUGUUUUUAUAGAGUACUUUAACGUGUAUAGAUAUCUUGUAAACUUGUAUUGUGGAUGUGUAAAUAAUAUGUACUUUGGGUUUUUAACACCGCAUGUAAAGUCAAAAUAAAAUAUCCAAGUCAUUA